Hirsutella rhossiliensis is the source of this 1332-nucleotide messenger RNA. Its product is annotated as reverse transcriptase (RNA-dependent DNA polymerase) domain-containing protein. The record is from RefSeq and is a predicted model, not a curated record. The coding region runs from base 1 to 1332 and encodes 443 amino acids. The transcript is spliced from 7 exons. Lineage: Eukaryota; Fungi; Ascomycota; Sordariomycetes; Hypocreales; Ophiocordycipitaceae.
AUGGACGGAGAACCGUUCAUAGCAGACGUCAGGGUGAACGGCACAGACUUCGUGCCAUCUCUUGUCGACUAUGGCUGCCUCUGCUACGGCGCGGUUAGCAAGCGCACAUUUCACUCUCUCCAGUUGCCACAUAUACGCGUCCAGCCGCGCAUCUUGGAGAAUGCAGCGGGAGACGGCAAGGAGGUCAAAAUCGACAAGAUCACGUAUGUGUCGAUCGACCUCGAUGGACAUCAGCAGCAUCGUGUUUUCAUGUACGUCAUCGACGAUCUGAACUGGGAUAUGAUCCUGGGUAAACGAUGGAUGGAAGACCAGGAUGUUCACAUCCAUGCGAAGGAAGGAUAUCUCGAGAUCGGGUCCAAUGGAGUUCAAUACCACAAGUGGUCUCGAGCUUUCUCUCAGCAACUGGCCGACCAGCUGCCCCCUCAUCGGCCAGCCCUACCCUGGGGACCGCUUUACAGCAUGUCCCGCGAGGAGCUAUUGGUACUACGGAAGACUCUCACAGAACUACUCGACAAGGGAUUUAUUAGAGUCAGCAGCUCGCCAGCCGCGGCACCAGUCCUUAUGAGGGACCGCUAUCCCUUGCCCUUACUGAGCGAGACCUUGCGAACGAUAGCCAAGGCAAGGUGGUUCACCAAGACAACUUUCAGAACGCGCUAUGGAUCCUUCGAAUGGCUGGUAGUUCCAUUCGGCCUGACAGGCGCACCAGCAGCCUUUCAGCGGUACAUUAACAGCGCGCUCCAGGAUUACCUAGACGAUUUUGUGUCAGCAUAUAUCGACGAUGUCCUGAUCUUCUCCUCUGGAAGCCUGCAAGACCACCGCGACAAGGUCGGCAAGGUCCUCCAACGACUGAUGGACGCCGGGCUGCAACUGGAUAUCAACAAGACGGAGCCGCUAACGCGGCUAACGAAGAAGGACGUGCCAUUCCGUUGGGAUGAAUUGUGCGAAGAAGCCUUCGAGAAGCUCAAGGACUUGUUGAUCACGGCCCCGAUCCUUGCACACUUCCAUCCAGAAAGGAGACUAUCGUGGAAGCAGACGCUUCAGGAUUCGCCCGAAGCGAACUACGCUAUCCAUGACAAGGAGCUACUCGCCAUUCUCAGAUGUUUGGAGCAGUGGGAACCAGAGCUACGGGCAGUAGAGCACUUCAAGAUCCUAACGGACCACAAGAACCUGAGGUACUUCUACUCGGAAAGGAGGUUGACAGAGAGACAAGUGCGGUGGUCGGAGUUCCUGUCCAGGUUCCAAUUCGAGCUCGAAUGGAGGCCGGGCCGCAAGGGCGGAUUGCCUGACGCACUCUCGACGGGACCAGGAUAUGCCGGCCAACUACUCCGAUGA